AGAGCCAUCCCCUCAUCCCCUGCCAGGGCCAUCCCCUCACCCCCACUGUCCCUCACUGUGCUUUCCCCACCUGUCACUGUGCUGCUUAUCUGACUCGUGCUCAUGUUCUCUCUGCUCUCAGGGCAACCAGGGCUGUGUGACAGUGUUCUCUCCUUCCCCUCAGCCCUUCUCCAGGAGUUUGGCUCGCUCUGUGUCUUUGUGCAGGUGCCUGGCACUGGGAGAUACCUGCUGUGUGCUGCUUGUGUCUGCAGGGGAAGGUUUGCAAGGACUCUGGGGCUUUAUGGCUAAAAGAAAAAAGGGUUGUGUGUGUGUGUGUGACUCGGCCCAGGAAGCCUCUGGUCUCUUCCUUGGCUGUUAGGAAAGUUUAAAUCCUGUUAUGAAAGUUUAAAUUCUUGUUCUUCCCCCGUGGGUCUCGUUCCCCCCUCACCCAAAUGUCAGGUCAGGCUGCCCUGAGCCAGCUGGGGUUUGUUGCUGUGCUGUCACCUCCUCGAUGUGUGGUGGCUUUUCUCUGUGGCUCCUGAGUGGAGAACACACUUUGCCAAUGCUUGUAAGCCUGGGGAAGAAAGGAUCCAGCAGCUGGAUUCCUCCUCUGGAGCCUCACCCUGCCUGGAGGGUCACAGGGAGACAGUGUCCAUCUCCUGGGGUCACUGCAGGAGUGGAUGGCUUUAGUGCAGCAUCUCCAUCUGGGAUCCAGGCUGAUCCCUGAGUGUGUUUGUAUCAGCACAAACUGGCAAAACCUUCUGACCUUUAUUGGGUAGAAACAGAAUUGUAGAACAGUUUAGUUAGAAGGCACCUGCAGCAUCGUCCAGUCCCAGUGCCUGAGCACUCAGGGCUGACCAGCAGUGCCAGAGUGUUGUUCAGAGCAUUGCUCAAAUGCCUCUCAAACGCUGGCACUUUGGGGCAGGGACCACCUCUGCUGUUCCAGGGUUUGACCCCCCUUCUUGGUGAAGAAAUGCUUCCUCCUGCCCAGUCUGAACCUCCCCUGCUGCAGCUUUGAGCCAUUCCCACGUCCUGGCACCGGAUCCCGGGGAGAAGAGCUCAGCACCUCCCCUCCAUCCCCUCCAUGUCCCCAUCCCCUCCUCAGGAAGCUGCAGAGAGCCAGGAGGUCACCCCUCAGCCUCCUUUUCUCCAAGCUGGACAAACCCAGAGCCCUCAGGCUCCCAGGAGGUGCCUUCCAGCCCUGCCCCAGCUCUGUUGUCCCCCCCUGGAUACACCCAAGCACCUUCAGAUCCUUCCCACAGCACCCCAGGUAGCAUUUUAACAUUUUAACUCUUUCCCCAGGGCUAGAGCUGCCUUGCACGAGCAGCCUCUCCUGUUUACAGCCACUUUUUCCAUCUUUGGAUGGCAAACACACACGAACACACUCUCUUCUUUUGUUAAAAAUCAAUUGAUUCCAAUUGGUGCAGGGUUUUUUUUUUUUUCUGGAACAGGUUAUUGGUUGCUGCCUGGCCUAAGCUCUUAUAAAGUAACCCAAUACUCUGCCCUUCCAGAGCAAGCAGCAAAUGCCCAGUUCUGAGAGGCAGCAGUGACUCCUUGGGGAGCUGCUUCCUGUCAGGAUGUAUUUUCUUGGGAUGACUCAGGAGCUGCUUCACGAGAUGCAGGAAAAACUCCCCAUCUUUGUCCUGAUUGCAGCUGGACUGUUGGACUUGUCUGGAGCCUCCAGGAGUGAACGUGAUGCCAGUGACAUGUUGGCCCUGGGCUUCCCUGGAUGGGCCCAGCCCAGAGCUGAGAGCAGCCCAGUGCCCAGCGAGGGCUUCCCUGGGACAGAGGACAACUCAGAUGGGGUGACCUUCCACUUCCAGAGCCCAGCAGCUGAUCCCACCAAGGCAACCACAGCUGACUCCAGCCCUGCUGCCACAGGGAGAGCUGCAAACGGGACAGCUCUGCUGCCUGGGGGCUUGGCUGGGACCCUGGAGGUGGCUGAGCCCCUGCACACAGAAACAGCAGCUUCAAAACCCCAGGGUGGACAUGCCUGGCCUGGCCAGCUCUUGGGGAGCUUCAGCAUCCCUGUCUCCACACAAGGAUCCCAGGCUGCCACAGCUCUGGAGCAGCCAGGCAGCUCCCUGCAGAGAAGACCAGGAGAUAUCCCUGGGGCUGGUCCCAGCUCUGCUGCUGGGCUGCCCCAGCCCCCUCCCAGUGCAGGGCCACACCAGGACUCUCCCCCGUUCACAGCUGUCCCCUCCCUUUCUCUUCUCAAGCAGAUGGAGGUGACAAAGCCUAAAACAUCUCCCCUGAUUUCAACAGUCCGUUUUCAUCCUCCAGGAAAAGGAACAGCAGCAUCUCCAUCUCCAAGCAGAGCUGGGGUUGCUCUUGGAGGUGCAGGGCUGGGCUGGUCCCCCACAGGGAUGCACACAAACCCCCAGGCCCAGCCUGGCAGCACAGCAGCUCUGACUCCUGCACGCCUGGAGAGGACCCAGGGUAUGGAUGCUGGAGUUACAGCUUCUGCAGUCCCACCCCAGCCAGCUCCAGGGGGCCUGGAUGCAGCCUAUUCCAGCACAACACAUGCCAGGGCCACUCAGCUUUCCCCUGGUUUGCCUCUGAAGGAAGAAACCACAGGCAGCAAAGGCAGAAAUUCAACAGCAGCUGUAACAAAUGGUUCUGGACACCCAACCCAGCUGCCUGCUCUGCAGACACUGCCACCAGGCCACGUCCAUUCCUCUUCAUUCCUGAUGGGAUCCCCAGUUCCUGGUGGGUUAAUUCCAUCUCCAGUUCAAGGGCCCUUUGGCACAACUGGAGGACAACAGCCCCUGUCUUUGGACAGGGCUCUCAACUGCACCAAACCUGUUGCCCAGGAAAGCAACAGGAGCUCUCAAGGAAUCACAGUUGUAGCUCUGCAAGGAGAUGCUGAUCAUGGGAUGGUGACAAGUAAACCUGGAAAAUCUCUAUCCCCUGAGAACCCACAGGCUUCUGCUACUUCAUCCUCAUUAAGCCCAUCAAGGAUUUCCACAUUAAAGCUUUCCCAGACCACUAAAGAGCAAAAAGAAGGAACAUCUGCACCCUCUCCUGGGAUAUCUGGCUUUUGGAAUGCAGAUCUUCAGCCCUGGGAUUCUGUUCAGGAAGGGCUUCAGCCACCAGGUGCAUCUUUCCCUGCUCGUGCUGGAUUGCAGCCCAUGGGCAUCCCCAGCUCUGCUGAGAGACUUCACACAACAACAACUUUACCCCCAGCCCCUGGCUCUGGGUCUCAGGGGGUUCCUGCCCACCCUGUACCUCGGGAGGCCUUUGCUGUGACACUGCAGGUGAGCACAGGGGAAGACUCCAAGAGAAGGAAAGGUCUCCCACAGCAGACAGCUGGAACUGUACCAGCCAGCCCAGUGCCCAGCCCCUCUGGAGCCCGUGAGAGCAGGACCCAGGCAGCUCCCUGGCACAGCUCUGCCCCUGCAGCCCCCCAGAGCCAGCACAGUGGCAGCCUGGCAGCUCCUGCUCCAGCACCACCCUCGCCCCGUGCAGGGGGAAGCCAGCCCAGCUCAGCCACAGCACACCCUGACCCAGGGGUGCCCCGUGAGGGCCCAGCACCGCUGGCACAGGCUCUGGUGCAGCAGUUCAGGAGGGCUCUUGAUGCAGCCACCAGGAACCUCAGCACUGCCAGAGGAGACCCCCUCACCAUCACCUCAACCCCAAACCUGUCCUUCCUGUUUAAGAGCACUGAUGGCAUGAUAUGCCUUCGACCCCUGCAGGAGUCCCCUCUGCCCAGGACAUUCCCAAAUGCCAGUGUUGGGGGGCUGGUUUCUGUCCAGCAAAUCCUGGCAGCGUCGAAUUCCUCAGCGCUGGACCUGGCAGACUUACACCACCUGAGUCCUUCCAGCCUGGUCCUGGUCAGGCCUGUGUUCAUCCUGCUGCCCACUGACAGGGCACACUCACCCUUUCCUCGGGGGGAAGGUGACCACAGAACCACCCAGCUGGGCACACAUGUGGGCACCCCUGAAAGCAGCCACGGGAGUUCCUCUUAUCCCACCAGUAAAUCUGAAACCACUCUGUCCACUGCAUCCAACCAGCAAGCAGAGAGAGCAAAGGUGACUCCUCAGCCAACUCAUCCCAGUUACAGAGCCACCACGGGCUUGGGCCAAGCUGCCUCCUCGGCACCAGGUCCUUUGCUGGACCCAGGGAUGGGGAUGAGCAGCACAGGGCAGACCCUGCACCUUCCCAGGAUACCAGAGGAGAUGCAGAUCCCUGCUCCCCCUUCCCAGGAGGCCAAGAGCACUGAUUCACUUCUCCUGAGCAGGAUGCUGGCAGAGCCUGGCACCUCCCCUGGGGCACCAUCAGUGCUGCCCACAAAGCAGAGCCCCCACACUUCCCCCAAAGUGUCUCUCACCACUGAAAAGCCACAUUCUGUAACUCCUUUACUGCCAGCAAAGGGACUCCUUGAUUUCCCAGUGCCUGCCCAGCCCGUGCCCAGCAGCACAGGGGCUGCAGGCCAUGCCCAGCACAGUGGGACACUGCAAACUGCUCCCCCUGGCCAGGGCUCAGGGACCACCCCGAGCUCUGCCCCUGCUCCCUGCGUGGAGUGUGGGACCUCACGCUCAGCUGCAGCCACAAAACACCCACUAAAGGGACUCACAAGCACCAAACCUCUGCAGGCCACGUCCCAAGGGCUCCCCAGGACCACACAGCUGCCGUCAGUGGUACCCAGCACGUCCUCAGCUUCCCCAGUGCUUCCAGCUGGGAAUGAGCACGGAGAGGCUGCCCUGGGCAGCACAGCUCCUUCAGGAGGGGUCCCUGUGCCUGCUACAGCAGCACAAACCCACAGCACUUCUGUACAACCUGAUCUCCCUCACCACUUGGAAUUCACUCCCAUGGUGCCCAAGCCCUUUGUAAGGACAGAGGGACCGACAGCAGCCCCAGUGCAGGCUCCCUUCCCAACAGAGAUCCAAAGGAACUCUGCUGCACGCCCACCUUCUCCUGCUCCUGCACAUGUGCCCCUGCUGGCAGCCCUGGAAGGUGACCAAGCCCUCCAAGCUCCCACUGAACUGUUCCCACGGGCCAGCGCGGGAGAAACCCCAAAGCCAACUGAACUCAGCACGAGGGCAGGAAAAGCAGGACCCAGUAAAUCCUCGGGGGUGAGCGUGUCUCUGUCAGCCCCAGUGAACACACAGACACAGCACCCACCCCCAGCAGCUCUGGGGAAGGAGCUGGGUUCGAGUGCAGCACAGCCCUCUGUGCCCACGGGAUCUGCCCUGCAGAGACAGCCCCGAGGGACACGGGGCACCCCCCAGGCUGCCCCAGCAGUGACUGCUCUCUCUGCAGCCCAGGGUGCUCAGACCACUGCUCCACUCACCAGCAAGAAAGGGCUUCACCUGCCAACACCAGCCCCCCAGCCUGAUCCCAGCGUGGUGCUGCCCGGAGUGAACACACCUGCUGUGGGGAAGGGUGAGGGCGAAGCAAAAGGAGAGGCAGCCCCCACCAGCCACCUGCCCACCCAGGCACCCCUGUCUGCGUCACCCAGACACCCUCUGGAGAAGGAGAUCCUGGAGGACACCAUGGAACAGGAGCCUGGUCAUUCCAGCCCUGGCAGUGCCCUGAGUGCCACCGGGCCACCUCCCACAGCAGCACUGGCUGUCUCUGCUGGCAGGCCUGGGAACAAGGUCACCAAUCACUCCGCUGCCUUGCAGAGAGCAGCUGGCAGUGAUGCUGAGAUGCUUCCAGCCAGAGACCCGAUCCAGCUCCUUCCAAGCCCUGAGAGCCCCUCGCAUCCUGCCGGGAGCCCGGUGGCACUGCCGGCCCGGGAGGAUUCCCUGCUGGCUGUGGCAGGCACUGACUCAUCCGAGGGGCUGCUGCUGAACACGGAGGCAGAGGAGAUGGGCAGGACGGAGGAGGUGACAGACGGAGCAGCCGAAGGGCUGGUGACUGUGGUGACGCUGCUGGAUGCCCAGCCCAGCGCCCCGGGGGACUCUCACCACAGGAGGGGGCUGCAGCCGGAGCUCGCCGUCCUGGAUGGCCUGGCCGUGGUGAGGGACGACGCCUGCGGCUCCGGCAACUACACGGUGCAGCUGAGCCUGAGCCCCGCUGCUGACACAGCCCCCGAGCCCCACGGGCCUCCAGCACCUUCCCCAGAGACCUUCCUGGCCUUGGUGGCCGUGCAGGACAACCUCAGCCAGCCCCUGGUGCAGCCCCUGCUGCAGAUCCACUCGUGCUGUGUGACCCCCUCCGCCAGCCCUGGGGCACCGGGAGCCCAGUGCUGCCUGUUCCGCAGGCUGCCAUUUGAGUGCAGGCACAUCCAGCUGCUGCAGAGCAGCAGGUCCAGAGCUGCCAGCUUCACCAUCCAGCUGUUCCAGAUGCUGAACCACUCCGUGGCCUACCUGCACUGCGAGCUGGACGUGUGUCUGCACGGAAAGGCGGGAUGUGAGCAGGACUGCUUGGAAAGUGUGGAGCCCGUUCUGCAGCCCAGUGACAGGAACAGCCCUGGAAACCUGCACAACCUCAUCUCAUUCGGGCCAGUUUGGAGGAUGAAGGACGGGUUUCUGUACAAACCUGUGGAAGGUCCUGGCUCUGCUGUGCUGCUGCCCAUCCUGCUGGGCUCCCUCACUGGCUUUGCUGUCCUGGGCAGUGCCUUCAUAAGCCUUUGGCUGCACCACAGGCAGAAAUCCAAACCCCUGCACUACCCCCCCUUUGGAGACAUCCAUGGGCUGUGAGCCUGGAGCAGCUCCUGGUCCUGCAGCUCCCACAUCAGCACCGCAGUGACCAGGGGAGAACAGGUCCUGCCCUGCACAUUGUAGUGCUUCUGUAGAGCUUCUGCCGACCCAGGGAGCAAGAGGGGUCCCACCUCUGCCCGGGGCACGUCUCCCCUUCCCUCCUUUCCCUCUGCAUGAGCGAGCCCACAAACUGCAGAGUAGAGC
Chiroxiphia lanceolata (lance-tailed manakin) is the source of this 6830-nucleotide messenger RNA. RefSeq names its product proline-rich protein 36-like. The transcript is spliced from 7 exons. NCBI's taxonomy places the organism in Eukaryota, Metazoa, Chordata, Aves, Passeriformes, Pipridae. The coding region runs from base 1557 to 6626 and encodes 1689 amino acids. The record is from RefSeq and is a predicted model, not a curated record.